GUGACGAGCCAGCCGGCUCCCCGCCACCUCUGGGGGGCUCGAGACCCCCGCGAGGGUCCGGGUUGGGAGAGUAGCGUAGUGGAGUCUUGAUUUCCUCGCUCCUUUAGGAGACACCGGGUAGUUGACGGCUGUUGCGUGCCGCAGCCUGAGCGUCCUCUCCCUUCAGGGAGGACUGCUUUCCAGAGUGUUGUGGAGGGGGGCACGGGGACCGAGACCCAGCACGGAGGAUUAGGUUUUGGAAGCCUGUCAGGGAUCUCUGGCGACCUCUCUAUGUAUGCACCUCGUCCGGUCUCUCCUUUUCUGCCUCUCUUUUCAAGGAUCUUUCCUCGUGCUAAGGCUUCGAUGCGACGUGCUUUAAUCAAAGGAUUGACGUUUCUUCUCCGAGUGUCUGUUGUCACUUUUCAGCUUCUCCAAACCACUGGAUUCCUUUGAAGUCAGGCCUUUUCGUCUGCCCUGCGUUCCCACACCUUCCUAAGGUGUUUGCAAUGGCUGCUACUGUGAACUUGGAACUUGACCCUAUUUUUUUGAAAGCACUAGGUUUCUUACAUUCGAAGAGUAAAGAUUCUGCUGAGAAACUAAAAGCACUACUUGAUGAAUCCUUGGCUCGGGGUGUUGAUGCAAGUUACCGUCCAUCUCAAAAGGAUGUGGAGCCACCCAAAGUUUCAAGCACAAAAGCUAUUUCUAUUAAGCAAGAACCCAAAACAUCAUCCAGUCUUCCUUCAGGCAAUAAUAAUGGCAAGGUCCUCACAACUGAAAAGGUAAAGAAGGAAGCUGAAAAGAGACCUGCUGAUAAAAUAAAAUCAGAUGUUACUGAAGGAGCUGAUAUUCCAAAGAAACCUAGACUAGAGAAAUCAGAGACACGGUCCUCUCCCAUUACUGUCCAAACCAGCAAGGAUUUAGCUAUAGCUGACCUUUCCAGUUUUGAGGAGACCAGUGCUGAUGAUUUUGCUAUGGAGAUGGGACUGGCCUGUGUUGUUUGCAGGCAGAUGACAGUAGCAUCUGGUAAUCAAUUAGUCGAAUGUCAAGAAUGCCAUAAUCUGUACCACCAAGACUGCCAUAAACCCCAGGUAACAGACAAGGAAGUGAAUGACCCUCGCCUGGUGUGGUAUUGUGCCCGAUGUACCAGACAGAUGAAAAGAAUGGCUCAAAAAACUCAGAAACCACCACAGAAACCAGCUCCUACAGUUGUUUCUGUAGCUCCAGCUGUAAAAGAUCCGUUGGUUAAGAAACCAGAAACUAAACUCAAGCAAGAGACAACUUUCCAAGCAUUCAAGAGAACAGAAGUCAAGACAUCCACGGUUAUUUCAGGAAAUUCUUCUAGUACCAGUGUUUCCUCUUCGGUAACUAGUGGCCUAACAGGUUGGGCAGCUUUUGCAGCCAAAACAUCUUCUACUGGUCCCUCAACAGCAAAAUUGAGUUCUACAACACAAAACAACAGUGGAAAACCUGCUACCUCAUCUGCCAGCCAGAAGCCUGUGGGUUUGACUGGUCUGGCAACAUCUUCCAAAGGUGGAAUAGGUUCUAAAAUAGGUUCCAAUAAUAGUACAACACCCACUGUACCACUGAAACCACCUCCACCUCUAACCUUAGGCAAAACUGGCCUUAGUCGCUCGGUUAGUUGUGAUAAUGUUAGCAAAGUAGGUCUUCCCAGUCCAAGUAGUUUAGUUCCAGGAAGCAGCAACCAACUAAGUGGGAAUGGAAAUAGUGGGACAUCAGGCCCUGGUGGAAGUACCACUAGUAAAAGUACUUCAGAAUCUAGUAGCUCUUCCUCAGCAUCCCUUAAAGGUCCAACUUCACAAGAAUCACAGCUCAAUGCUAUGAAGAGAUUACAGAUGGUUAAGAAGAAAGCUGCCCAAAAGAAACUCAAGAAAUAGGGUGUCCAAACAGGUGUGAUGUUAUAGUACCCAAAAGGUAAAAACUUAUUACUAGAACAUAUAUUGUUAAAUGUACUGUAAUUUAAUAAAAAUAUUCAGAAUCAAA
Molecule: messenger RNA, 1980 nt
Organism: Lepus europaeus (European hare)
Lineage: Eukaryota; Metazoa; Chordata; Mammalia; Lagomorpha; Leporidae
Gene: INTS12
Product: integrator complex subunit 12
Exons: 7
Coding region: 486-1874 (462 amino acids)
Biological process (GO): snRNA 3'-end processing
Cellular component (GO): integrator complex
Source: RefSeq, a predicted model, not a curated record